Messenger RNA from Globicephala melas (long-finned pilot whale), 1800 nucleotides. RefSeq names its product kelch-like protein 15. Gene Ontology annotation, biological process: protein ubiquitination; nuclear protein quality control by the ubiquitin-proteasome system. Gene Ontology annotation, cellular component: Cul3-RING ubiquitin ligase complex; nucleus. Lineage: Eukaryota; Metazoa; Chordata; Mammalia; Artiodactyla; Delphinidae. Gene Ontology annotation, molecular function: protein binding. The record is from RefSeq and is a predicted model, not a curated record.
AUGGCAGGGGACGUGGAAGGAUUCUGUUUCUCCAUCCAUGACACCAGGGUCUCUGCUGGGUUCAGAGCACUGUAUGAGGAGGGACUGCUUCUUGAUGUCACUCUGGUUAUUGAAGAUCAUCAGUUCCAGGCCCAUAAAGCACUCUUGGCCACCCAGAGUGAUUACUUCAGAAUUAUGUUUACCGCAGAUAUGAGGGAGCGAGAUCAGGACAAAAUUCAUUUAAAAGGUCUAACUGCUACCGGUUUCAGCCACGUCCUUCAGUUUAUGUACUAUGGAACUAUAGAACUGAGUAUGAGUACUGUUCAUGAUAUUCUUCAGGCUGCCAUGUAUGUUCAACUUAGAGAAGUGGUGAAGUUCUGCUGCUCUUUUCUAUUAGCAAAAAUCUGCUUAGAAAACUGUGCAGAAAUUAUGAGACUCUUAGAUGAUUUCAGUGUAAACAUCGAGGGAGUCAGGGAGAAGUUGGACGCCUUUCUGCUAGACAACUUCGUACCACUCAUGUCCAGGCCUGAUUUCCUGUCUUAUCUGAGCUUUGAGAAGCUCAUGUCUUACUUGGAUAAUGAUCAUCUGAGCAGGUUCCCAGAGACAGAGCUGUACGAGGCUGUGCAGUCUUGGCUGUGGCAUGAUAGAAGACGCUGGAGACAUACCGAUACCAUCAUUCAGAACAUCAUUAAGACAUCAGAAUUUUAUAGAUACUCCCGACAGCUGCGCUAUGAAGUUGACCAAGCCUUGAAUUACUUUCAGAACGUUCACCAGCAGCCUCUGUUGGACAUGAAAUCAAGCCGCAUCCGCUCUGCCAAACCCCAAACUACAGUAUUCCGAGGCAUGACUGGACAUAGCAUGGUUAACAGUAAAAUACUUCUCUUAAAGAAACCAAGAGUCUGGUGGGAACUGGAGGGCCCACAAGUACCUCUGCGUCCGGACUGCCUUGCUAUCGUGAAUAACUUCGUGUUCUUGUUGGGUGGGGAAGAACUGGGCCCAGACGGCAAAUUCCAUGCUUCUUCCAAAGUGUUCAGGUACGACCCGAGACAAAACUCUUGGCUCCGGAUGGCAGACAUGUCUGUACCACGUUCAGAAUUUGCAGUUGGUGUUACUGGAAAGUUUAUUUAUGCUGUAGCAGGCAGAACCAGAGAUGAGACUUUCUAUUCAACAGAGAGAUAUGAUAUCACCAAUGAUAAGUGGGAAUUUGUGGAUCCUUAUCCAGUUAACAAGUACGGACAUGAGGGGACAGUGCUCAAUAACAAGUUGUUUAUCACUGGUGGAAUCACCUCAUCUUCCACCUCCAAACAAGUGUGCGUGUUUGACCCCAGUAAAGAAGGGACCAUAGAACAGCGGACCAGGAGAACUCAAGUAGUUACCAACUGUUGGGAGAAUAAGAGCAAAAUGAAUUACGCUAGAUGUUUUCACAAGAUGAUUUCUUACAACGGCAAGCUUUAUGUCUUCGGUGGUGUCUGUGUGAUCUUGAGGGCCUCUUUUGAGUCUCAGGGAUGCCCUUCCACAGAAGUGUACAACCCAGAGACUGAUCAGUGGACCAUCUUGGCGUCCAUGCCAAUUGGUAGAAGUGGCCAUGGUGUGACUGUGCUGGACAAACAGAUAAUGGUUCUUGGAGGCCUUUGCUACAAUGGUCAUUACAGCGAUUCUAUUCUCACUUUUGAUCCGGAUGAAAACAAAUGGAAGGAAGAUGAGUACCCGCGGAUGCCCUGCAAGCUGGAUGGUUUACAAGUAUGCAACCUGCAUUUUCCAGAAUAUAUACUGGACGAGGUCAGACGUUGCAACUAAUGGCAUCUUUCUCCCUUCAAUAAA